AUGGGCAAGAAAGGCGGUUGGGAAGUUAACAGCAAGAAGGCUGCCGGCCAAGCUCGCAAGGCAGAAGCCGCAGCGAGGAAAGCUGCUGAGGCCGAGGCUGCGAGAGAAGCGGCCGAGGCGGCGAAGUGGGAAGAAGGAGCCAAAAAGAAUUCCAAGAAGGAGCUCGAAGCCCAGAAAAAGGCCGAGCAGGCCCGCCGGAAGGCCGAAAAGGAGGCUUUGCUGGCAGCGGAAGAGGCUGCGAUUGGAGGUCGUGCAACGCUUAAGAACUCCAAGCAUGCCAUUAAGAAGACGAGAGGGCUGGAUCUCUCGCAGCUGGAUGAUAACCGCAGCAAUAAGGUUUUGCCGGCUCUCAAUGCGUCAGGCAUCGACAAUGCGCUGGACGCGCUGUCACUGGCAACGGAUAAGGACGCUGAGAAGAUCGAUCGGCACCCUGAAAGGCGGUUUGCUGCAGCGUAUGCGAAGUUCGAGGCCAGGCGGCUUGCCGAGAUGGAUGCCGACGGCUCUGGGGCUGGCCUGCGCCUGAACCAGAAGAAGGAGCGCAUCAGGAAGGAGUUCGAGAAGAGCCCGGAGAACCCUUUCAACCAGCUCACUGCACGGUACAAUGCUACUAAGGAGGAGCUGGCUGAGCUGCGCGAACAGGAGAAGAAGAAGAUCGAAGCCCGGCUUGCGUCAUGA
Messenger RNA from Thermochaetoides thermophila DSM 1495, 675 nucleotides. RefSeq lists its product as uncharacterized. Gene Ontology annotation, cellular component: nucleus. Bases 1 to 675 code for a protein of 224 amino acids. Gene Ontology annotation, biological process: transcription by RNA polymerase II. The transcript is spliced from 2 exons. The record is from RefSeq and is a predicted model, not a curated record. Gene Ontology annotation, molecular function: transcription coactivator activity. NCBI's taxonomy places the organism in Eukaryota, Fungi, Ascomycota, Sordariomycetes, Sordariales, Chaetomiaceae.